This is a messenger RNA of Gavialis gangeticus (Gharial), 5373 nucleotides long. It is a transcript of the gene CPED1, whose product is annotated as cadherin like and PC-esterase domain containing 1. Bases 1 to 2931 code for a protein of 976 amino acids. The transcript has 25 exons. The record is from RefSeq and is a predicted model, not a curated record. NCBI's taxonomy places the organism in Eukaryota, Metazoa, Chordata, Crocodylia, Gavialidae.
AUGGAGGUUGAAGACUCUGUUUUUAAGUCCUUUGGAAGCCAUACAAAAAGAGCAGUUCUGUGUGCUCCACGUUCCCACAGUAAGAGAGAACUUCAGCUAUACCAGCGCAUCCUGGCACAGCAUGGAUAUGCAGUUAUAGUUCAUGAAAACAGCGGACUCAAUGUAAGCCUCGGACAUAAGCAUCACCAUUUAGGUGAAUUAAGACCUUGGGAUCUUCUGAUUUGCUUGUCUUCUAGUAAAGCCAAUGAUACAAACUGCUUUCAGAUGGAUGACUUGCAUCAAUUAGAGCUAUUCCAGAAGGUAAAUACAAUCCCAGAAAUUCAACAUUUGCUUUGCAGAAAAGAAGGAUUAUGCCAGAUAAUUAGAAAAUUUCCAGAACUGCAUGUUCCAGUAGCUUUCCUGGAAUGCCCAAAUCAUCAUGCAUUUUCACAAUCUAACCAAGCAAGUGACAUUUCUCAGCUUGGGAGAAGGGAAGAAGGGACAAAUUUUGCCCAUCUGUGGCGCUGGUGGAACCAAACCAAUAAUGCACAGCCGCAUCAGAUACCAGCUCAACUUGACCACAAGAAUGACUUUAAAGCUCAAGACCUUUCUGUCAUCAUCAAAGCAUACGUGCUAGUGACAUCCUUAACACCAUUACGGGCAUUUAUUCAUUCAAAUGCUACUGUCUGGCAUUCCUCCAAAAGGAAAUACUUUUUUGUCAAGCUGCAAACAUUUUUUGAGAUGUUCUUUAGAUCCAGUUCUCCUCAGCAGGCCUUUGAUAAUAUGAAAGAAACUAUAAGCAAACUCUUACUGAUAGCUGAAUUACUGAGUGAAUCAUCCAUCUCAGGACCAAAGACCUCCAGUCAAUGCAGUCUCUGUUUUCAGAUGUUAACCUUUGACAUUGGGUUCAGUACUUCCAUAUAUCCCGUAGUUCUCAAGGUGCAUGAACACUUUGACUUGCAAGUUGGUGAUGACUUGAAUUCCCAGGACCAAAUUGUAAAACAAUUUCUCCUUGAAGAUGCUUUCAAAUUUCUUUUACCCAAUAAAUCUUCAACUUCCAAUUUCUUUGAAGUGUUAGAAAGCAUGCACAAACUAAGUGUGAAUAAGGAUGGAAACUUCCAGAAGGAACAUAAGCAAUGCCUGUCUUUGGCAGAAAUCAAUUCAAUCGUUGAUUUUGUAAAAGAGUUGAAGAAUCUGGGCCAUUUUGAGCUGCUUUUCCCAUCUUCUGUGCCUAAGAUUCAAAAUUUGCUGCAUGACCUUUACCACAUGGUGGACCCAAUGAGAAGACUUGGUUCAGUCCUGACAGCACAUUGGCUUCUUUCCAGUUUACUUGAACAGUUCCAGUUCAGGAAUAAAGAGGCACACACAAAUUUGGUUGGAUGGAGAAGCAAGAAGAGUUCCAGAAACUCAUCCAGAAUGAUUAUGAAAUGGUCUAAGCUUAGGAAUUCUUCCCUGGAAAAUGAGAGCAUUAAACAGAGAGCUCUUUUCAACCAAACAAGGGGUAGUAAAGUGUUGCACUUUUUCAGUGAGACUAAAGAAAGACGCUGCAGUCAUGAUAAAGAUACACUGUCUCAUAUCAGGCAGAUCUUCACCAGUCCACUUGUGGACCUGAAUCCUAAAUUUAACCCAAGGAUCAGAGAAUACUACUUUGAAGUCCCAUUUGACAUGGUGACAGUGAAGAUUGGAGCAGAACCUUCUAACUGUCAGUGCCAAGUGCACCUCGAUGAGAAGAAAGGACCAAGUGUUGCUAAUUACCCUCUUGGCUUGGGAAUUAACAAAAUCAGUAUUCUAGUAACAGAUGAAUCUCAACCCAACCCUGAGAUUGUGAGCAGCUAUAUAAUCACUGUUUAUCGAGAAGACCGCCCAAGUCUGCCUUUGUUUGAUGACUAUAUGGUGUGUGGUUUUGUGCAGGACUGUGGUUCUCUAAUUCAGCCAAAGGAGCCCUGUGGAUUGAAGCCUCUGUCUCCUGAGUACUUUUCAGCAAUUUCACAGACACAACUUAAGACUUGUGAAACUGGGGACCCAAAAGGGCAGUGGAUCGUCCCUUGCCUCAGCUGUUCUGACAACAGAACCUGUGACUGGCGAGCAAUAACGUGGCAGCCACAAAACUGUCAUCAUGCUGUCCUGACUAAACCUGAGCUCCAGCAAUGUGUUGAAGGCAGAAAGAUCCUUUUCAUUGGUGAUUCAACUAAUAGAGGAAUUAUGUAUUAUCUGAUAGAAAGAGUGAAUGAGACACUUCAGGAAUGGCAAAAGAUGCAUGAUGUUAAAAUUUAUCAUAAUAUAAAUGAAGGGAAAACAUUUAUUAGCUACUCCUACUAUCCCCAGUUUUGGCUCAGUGUGAAACAGAGACCAACGUUUGAAAAAGCACUUGAACAACUGCUCCAAAGAUCACAUCCCCUUGAGAACACAGACCAGACUGUGUUAGUCGUAGGUGGUGUUCAGUGGCUUAAUUCCAAUCAUCUGCAAAUUAUCCAAAAGGUGUUGAAGAGGGAAAAUCUAUCAAAUAUCCUGGUAGUUAUCAAAUCUGUAGGAAUGGGCUUUCAUCUACCAGUGGAUGGAAUACAUUCAUUAUCACAGACUGAAGUACAAAAUUUAUGGAAUGAAAAUAUGGUUAUACUGGACACUGCAAAAAGAUAUGGCUAUGAAGUGGUUGACACUUUCAUCCUUACAAUGGGACGAUAUAAAGAAUUUCUGCAAGGAAAGUGUGGAUGUCAUUUCCAUGAGGUGGUAAAAUCUAAAACUUCUAAAGAAAGUCCUCGUGUAACAAUGAAAUUGUCAAUGCACUAUGCCCUAGGGCAAUAUUUCAACAGUCAAAGCAAGCUGUCACAACUGCAAGACUAUGCAAUGAAUUCUCAGUCACCGUAUCAUGUCAGAGGUCCAAUAAAUCAAGUUUAUUCUGAAAUCCUUUUCAGCAGGAUAUGUGCACAUAAAAGGAAGGCUAUGGGAACAUAGCACCUUUCAGAAGGUUUAGGGCUUGGUAAUUCGCACUUCUCCAAGUGACAGUCCAAGGACCAUGCUGAAUUUAUUACAUGCUUCUUAGAUUGACUGCAUACGUACCAGCAGAACUGGAGACAUUUGGCACUUGUCCUAAAUGUUAUGCAAUCAAGAUGUGCGUCUGUAGACUUGUGGUUUUCAAAUGGAAGAUGGACAGAUGUAAAGAGUGAGGGAAGUCACUUGAAGUAUUAUCCAAUACUAGAACAGCUGUACACCAAGCAAUUGUGGAUUAUGCUGGUGACAAGAGACAAAUACUUGAAGUAUUUGAAAAGGACUGCCUGAACUCUUUGUCUUACCUGUCUAUAUAUGUAUUACAUUAUACUGUAUAUAGCAAUGGGUUACAUUCCAUUUUAAAUAGUUUUUAUUGCAUACUGAAGAGCUUACUUCAUCAGCAAUAUAAUAAUAUUUCUGUUUCUAUUUCAGUAUUUAUAUUGUGUGUUUUUAAGACACAUUACUAUUUUAUGUACAGUACCAGCUUUUGAACUGUAGUUUUUACAGCUAAUUCACAUAUUUUUUCCAUGUUUUCUCUUGAAAGGAAAAGAAAAAAUAAACAUUUCAAAACUAAUACAGAUAUUAGGUUAUCUUGAAACAAGAUGGAAUAUACUAUCCCAGUGGAACAUGGAUAGAUGGUGAAUAUCUUAACAUAGCCUAGUUUGUGGUCCCAGGUCAGGAAGGUUGCUUAAGCAUGUGUUUGUGUGCUUUCCUGAAUCUGAACUUUAAGUCAGGAAGGUUUUUUCCCUUUUCGUAAAUCCCACUUGCUGUGAAUUUAUGUGAAAUGCUUGCUAUCUGAGGGUCUGGUAUUACAGUGCUUAUUCAGGAAAAACACCCACUCCAGGCAUACAAGGACUGCAAGACCAGGCUUUAAAAUGACUAUAAAUAUGUGACUUUAAACAAAUACUUAAAAAAAGAAAGAGAGAAAAGGAAACCACAAAACUAGUUCCUGAUGUGUUUUGAUACAACCAUGUAUGAUUUAAUAGGACAUGAUGUGGUUUCAUGUGGAGAAAAAGUGCCAGGAAAUGUAGGGAAACUUUUUAAAAAUUAGAUUCCACUUUCAGGGAGUCAGCAUUCAGGGCUGCUUCCUCACACAGUGUUGUUGUGGAAGGGAACCAAGGGGCAGGAGACAUUAAAAUGGGGACACAUUGAGUCAGAAGGGAGCUCAGUGGUAUGCUCCUCUCUACCCAACUUAACAAAUGUUUGUAGUCCUCCUGGCCCCCCAUAGUACAUAGGGAAAACAUCUCCUUGGAGGAACAGGAGGGGCCAGUGGAUUAGGAUUGCUCAUGGAUCCUUGAAUUCCAUCCAGUUGGCAGCCUAUAUCCCCAACUGAGAUGUGAAUAGUCCUCUCACCAGAAGGUAGUGUUUUACAUUGUCUGUAUCUCUGAAUUUCCUUUUAAGGUUUUUUCCCGCCAAGGUCCUUUAUAUUAAAGGGGGAAAUUAUAGGCCGGUUUCUGUCUCUAGUAGAUUUCUCAGUAAAUUGGCAGAAGUGAUUAUACUGUAAUCCAAAAACAAUAUACUGAAAAUAUCAGUAUUUGGUUAUCUACUAAAUUAAUCCUGACAGAUCCUGUUGUAUAUAGAGACCAUACAUGUGGAUCUUACAGUGUCCAUGAUAGGUCUGUAUUGAAACACAGCCUUAAAAUUAAUAAAUUCAUGAAACUGAUCCCGCUCCAUGGGCAUCAGUUGAAGUUUUGCCAGAGACUUUAAUAAAAGCAGGUUCAGGUCAAAUGUCUUCUGUAGUAAGAUGACUGUAUAUGGGGUGUAUCAUAAUUUCUGCUUCACAUGUCCAGGAUCUUCAGCAUGUAUCAUUUAAGUCCAUAUGCUGUUUUUGUUGUUUUUGCUGUAUACAGUUAAGUUGUAAAUUGGAUUUGGGUGCAUGUGUGUUUGUUGUUUUUUUAAAAUCAAAGACUAAAAAGUUAAAGCAUAUGCUAAAAAGUGAUGAAAAACCAUGUGGCUAAUUAAAGUUUUGCUGUAGCUGAUGCUGGCAAAUGUGCAAUUCAUCACUCCAGUUUCACCACUAGAUUAUUUUUAUGUAUCAUAGACCCAAAUGUCUUAAUAUUUUUUACAUGUAGCAAUUUGAAAAUGUGCUUUAAAUACACACACACACACACACAGAGUAUGACAUUGUUGGUACAAUUUGCACGUUGAUCUUUGUUUAAAAAGUUACUUCAGAUCAAGUAUUUUCAUUAGCAACAUAUGAUCUGUAUCUAAGUUAUACAAAGACAAUGCACAAUAAAAUACUAGGUAUGGAGUUAAGUCUUUCCUUGUUUAACUUAAAAAAUGUAUCUAGCACAGAGUGGCACAUGAAAAAAAAGAGCUAGUGAUGAAUCAUACAGAAGCACUGCCAUUUAUUUACCUUAAACAUUUGCAUAUUGAAGUAAUAAAAUACAAUUGUAUGCUGCAGUGCCA